AUGUCUAUGAUUUGCUGUGGAACCAAAGCUUCACGGAAGUCCUCCUACAGACUACAUCACACUCCACCUUGGCUUCUCAGCUUCUUGUUUGCACUUCAACAUCUUCUGGUCCAGGCUUCUUUGCUAUGUACCUGUCACAGCCUUCUCCUCCAGAGUCGCCCAUUGGCACCACCAGAUCAGAGUCGUCUAUUGGCUAGCAGCCUCUUUGCCUGUGGCAUUGCUACCAGCUUACAAAGUGCUCUGGGAACAAGGUUGCCACUGGUGCAAGCUCCCACCUUUGAACUACUUGUCCCAACCAUAAUCUUGAGCAAAUACUCAGCUGUUAAUAGAACUUCUUCUGGGAUUGAUUCCCAGGCAUCAGUAUAUUGCACGGGUAUGUCAUGUGAGAGACUGCAGAGUGACUUCCAGCCAAUCAGAGAGGUUUCAGGAGCACUUGUAAUCUCAGGAGCUCUGCAGAUUCUCUCCGGGAUCUCUGGAAUCUGGGGCUGGAUUUUGCAGUUUUCUGGACCAAUGGUCAUUGCACCAGCACUGUCAAUCAUUGGCCUUUCCUGUUAUAAACCUGCAGCCCUGCUGUGUUCCUCCAACUGGGGUAUAUCCUUGAGCCUCAUUGCAGUUACUGGCUUGUUGUCACAAACCCUCCGUUCCCUCUACUUCCCUCUGUACACCUGGGAGAUGAAACGUGGGAUACGGAGAAGAUAUGUCCCGGUGCUCCGCAUGCUGUCUAUAAUCCUCCCUAUUUCUUGCAUCUGGAUUGUCUGCAGCUUUUGGGUUUAUGAGAAGACUGAAUUUCCAAGUGAAAUCCGCCUAGCACAGAAUAUAUCAGCAUUCGUCACAGAUGAGAAACUUGGAUCUUUCCCUGGUCAUAGAGAGAACUCCACAGAACUAACCCCAUGGUUUCAUAUCCCCACUCUAGGUGCCUGGGGCUGGCCCCAGCUCAGUCUGCAGACCCUGGGUGUGGGCACUGCGAUGGCUCUGACCACCAGUCUGUCCUCUCUUUGUUGUUACAUCUUAUGUGCUCGGAUGCUGUGCUGCUACCCUCUUCCAUCACACGCGUGUAAUCGAGGAAUCAGUAUGGAAGGUGUUGGAAACGUUCUGUCCGGAGUCCUGGGCAGUGUGUGUGGAGCAGGAUCUAACAUCCCCAGUGCCAGCACUGCAGGGAUUACACAGGUUGGUUCUCGCCACUCAGCUCAGCUAUGUGCUAUAAUGUUCAUUCUGCUGGGCCUCUCCCCAAAGCUGUCACAGGUCCUGAUGAGUAUCCCUUCUGCUGUGCACGGAGGCACGUUGUGUCUGACAUUCUCCAUGGCGGUGGGUGGAGGGGUUUCCUUUUUCCAGUAUGCAGAUAUAGACUCAGGAAGAAACAUCUUCAUUGUUGGCUUUACUAUGUUCAUGGCUCUGUUGGUGCCGAGGUGGCUGGAUGCAGUGCCAGCAAUGUUGGAUACAGGCUGGCCUGUGCUUGACAUGGUCUUCUUGUCUCUCCUGACUACUCCCAGUUUCCUAGGCGGGCUGUUCUCAUUUGUUUUGGACAACACAGUUGAAGGAUCUCUGCAGGAGCGGGGUCUGCAUACAAGCAUCUCGCUCUGGCAUGCUACAUCCACAGAAGAUGUACACAGGGGUAUGAAAAAAGAGUUGGCGCAGGCUUACGAACUUCCUACUGCACUGGCUCGCCACUUCCCUGCUGUGUAUCCCUGCAACCAGCUUUGUGCUUUGCCAUCUGACUCAGUGGUGAUAGCAGUGGGAGAAGAUGACAAACUCUUGAUGACAAGAGAUCCUGCGACCGUGUAAUGCAGGGAUCAUGGCAGCAGAAUGUAGACAAUUCUACCAGCGCAACUCGAGCAUCUGCAUGGGAGUGAUCCAUUAUUGCUUCUUUCAUAAAGACCCGACUUGACCUAUCCCUGCAAAUGGAGGAGAGAUAACCAGAGAAAUGACCAUUGGAGCAGCAAUGGAGGUUGCUGGGG
Messenger RNA from Pseudophryne corroboree (corroboree frog), 1955 nucleotides. It is a transcript of the gene SLC23A3, whose product is annotated as solute carrier family 23 member 3. Lineage: Eukaryota; Metazoa; Chordata; Amphibia; Anura; Myobatrachidae. The record is from RefSeq and is a predicted model, not a curated record. Gene Ontology annotation, biological process: transmembrane transport. The transcript is spliced from 12 exons. Gene Ontology annotation, molecular function: transmembrane transporter activity. The coding region runs from base 1 to 1782 and encodes 593 amino acids. Gene Ontology annotation, cellular component: membrane.